Messenger RNA from Paramecium pentaurelia, 873 nucleotides. Lineage: Eukaryota; Ciliophora; Oligohymenophorea; Peniculida; Parameciidae. The record is from the annotation of a GenBank genome assembly.
AUGCAAGAAAGCAUUUAUAACUUAAUACCAAAAGAGAAAACUCCUCCUAAAAAAGUUUCUAAAUUAUAUAAAUCUACAAUACCUGGAACUAUUGCUCCAACUGGAAGUACAUUUGGAACUCAAUCUUUAAUUAUUCCAGUCACAAAUAUAAAUGGAUCAUAUGUUAUUCAAUAAAAUAGAUAUAGAUCAGAAAGUGGUGUUUUAGGUAAAUCUAAAAAUUGUAAUAAUCAUAUUAAAUUCUAGAAAAAUUAGAACCAAUUAAACAUAGAUAUAUGGGUAAUAAUAGUCUAGAUUUAUGGAUUGAAAAAGGAUCAAUUCAUAGAAGUGUUGAUCAUUAACAUUCUGCUCAUAAACCAUAAAUACCAAAAUUGAAUGAUAAACCAAUUAUGGGAUUAAAAUACAAUAAAAAUUUUAUUGCCACUAAUGCAAUAGAUGUCAUUUUAGCUAGUUAUAUUUUAUUAUAUUUUAUUACUACUUAGAUCCUAAAAGAAAACAAUCAGAACCAGAUUGGACUAAGAAAUCUGUUUAUGGAAAAGUUCCAAUUUAUUUAACUUAAAUCAAAGAUACUCUUAAAGAAUAAUUUUAUGAAAAACAAUAUAGAAAAUAAUUAGAAUAAUAAGAAUAAGAUAAUAAAUUGUAUAUUUUCUAAUUUUUAAUAGAUAAUAAUUGCCAGAAGAGGAGUUGGAAUAAAUAAGACAAGGAUUAAAAAAGAAAUAUGAUGAAUUGAAUUAUUAAUAUUAAUAAUAAACACAUUGUAGAGUAUUUGGAACUAUUGGAGUCAAAAGAAGGAAAGAAAAUUAUGAAAAAGAGUUAAUAUAAUUAGAAUAAGAUAUUGAAAAAUUAAAUAAGAAAUAUGUUUUUAUUUAGCAUUGA